Thalassophryne amazonica is the source of this 3318-nucleotide messenger RNA. RefSeq names its product small G protein signaling modulator 3 (gene sgsm3). Lineage: Eukaryota; Metazoa; Chordata; Actinopteri; Batrachoidiformes; Batrachoididae. The coding region runs from base 367 to 2634 and encodes 755 amino acids. The transcript has 22 exons. Gene Ontology annotation, molecular function: protein binding. The record is from RefSeq and is a predicted model, not a curated record.
AAAUUGUCGGUGGGCGUAAGGAUACAGCAGAUUCGUUCAUUAGCAGGUGCACACAGCGCAGGAAAACCACAAGAAGUAGGAUAACAUGAUGACCUAGCAAUUGGUCUUUUCUUCUUUCCAGUUACAGAAAACAUUUGAGUCAUACGCGGCAACCUUGCGCUCUAUCUGGAAAUAUGUGACGGGGUGCCUGUUCGGUCUGCGACACCGGCAUGUCCGCUAGGUGGUGAGUGUGCUUUAGCUGAAGACGGCCGAAGUUUGCCAAGCCUGGAGUCGGGUCUCGGCAGUCCCCUACUUAGGUACUGGCUGAUGACAUUUGUCCAGAGUGUCUACUGCAUUUAGAAGCUAUUAGCUCUACCAUCAAACACAAUGUCAGGUACUUACACACCAGCGCCUGGGGGGCCAUUCUCUGCUCUGACACCCAGUAUGUGGCCCCAAGACAUUUUGUGCAAGUACCACCAAAAAGAUGACUCCGAGCAGUCUGAACUCCAAUAUGAUGAGUUUGGCUUCAGGAUUGAUAGUGAAGAUGGUCGGGAUCGCAGGUCCUGGGUGGGAACUGAAGGCUCACCUCAUCGAGAGGAUCCGCAACAACGAUUACGUUGGCAAGCCCACCUGGAGUUCACCCACAAUCACACAGUGGGCGACCUGACAUGGGAACUCGUGGCUCCUGUCCUUCCGCACUCUGAGCGUCUGCGUUCACUGGUGCUCGGUGGAAUACCACACAGCAUGAGGCCACAACUCUGGAUGAGGCUGUCUGGAGCACUGCAGAAGAAGAGGACAGCUGAGAUCUUAUACAAAGAUAUCAUCAAGAACAUCUGUAAUGAUGACACCACCAUAGCUAAACAGAUAGAGAAAGACCUGUUACGAACCAUGCCAACCAAUGCAUGCUUCAGUACCCUAAACAGCGUUGGUGUGCCGAGGCUGAGACGGGUACUCAGAGGCCUGGCCUGGCUCUACCCUGAUAUUGGGUACUGCCAGGGCACUGGCAUGGUGGUUUCCUGCCUCCUCCUCUUUUUGGAGGAGGAGGAUGUGCUAUGGAUGAUGUGUGCUCUGAUUGAAGACCUCCUUCCCCCAUCCUACUUCUCAUCCACUUUGCUGGGUGUCCAAACAGACCAAAGGGUGCUCCGGCAGCUUAUUGUUCAGUACCUUCCUGCACUGGACCGUCUUCUGCAGGAGCAUGACAUUGAGUUGUCACUGAUCACACUGCACUGGUUCCUCACUUCAUUUGCCAGUGUGGUGGACAUCCGGCUGCUGUUGAGGGUCUGGGACCUGCUGUUCUACCAGGGCUCUUUAGUUCUUUUUCAGGUCACACUGGGCAUGCUCAAACUUAAGGAGGAGGAGCUUGUGUCUUCAGAGAACUCUGCAUCCAUUUUCAAUACUUUGUCAGACCUGCCAAGCCAGCUGAGAGAUGGGGCUAUAGUCCUUGGGGAGGCUAUGAGAUUGGCAGGUUUACUAUCCCAAGAAAUGCUGGAUGCCCAUAGACACAAGCAUCUAGCCUACAUCCUUAAUGAACAGGCACAGCUCAACAAUGGAAAUAACGCACCCCUCAACACAAAUCUCAACAAGGUGGUGAGGAGACGGUCACUGCGCAGGAAGUCCACCCUGAGCUCUCUGCUGUUUGGAGAGGAUGAGGCUGAAGCCCUCAAAUCCAAGAAUAUCAAGCAGACAGAGCUGGUUGCUGCGCUGCGAGAGGCCAUAGCCCGCAUGGCCGAGCACUUCCACUGUCUAGACCCACAUCACUCCAGCACUGAUCUGACUCCUGACUACUCCAUGGAGAGCCACCAGCGAGACCACGAAAACUUCCUUGUUGUGUCCCGGAACCGACGGAGAAGGGCAAAGGCAUUGUUAGACUUUGAGCGACAUGAUGAUGAUGAACUGGGCUUCAGGAAAAAUGACAUCAUCACUAUCGUUUCACAAAAGGAUGAACACUGUUGGGUUGGAGAGCUCAACGGCCUCAGAGGGUGGUUUCCAGCAAAGUUUGUGGAUGUCCUUGAUGAAAGAAGCAAAGAGUAUUCGUUAGCAGGGGACGACUCUGUGACAGAGGCAGUGACAGACCUGGCCAGAGGAACACUGUGUCCAGCCCUGAAGGCUAUAUUUCAGCACGGCCUCAAGAAAUCAUCCAUACUGGGAGGACCUUGUCACCCUUGGCUUUUCAUAGAGGAGGCAGCCAGUAGAGAGGUAGAGAGAGACUUUAACUCUGUCUACUCCAGAUUGGUGCUGUGCAAAACCUACAGGUUAGAUGAAGAUGGAAAAGUACUAACACCAGAGGAGCUGCUUUACAGAGCAGUGCAGUCAGUCAACAUGAGUCACGACACCGCCCACGCUCAGAUGGACAUAAAGUUUAGGUCUCUGAUCUGCGUUGGUCUCAAUGAGCAGGUGCUCCACCUGUGGCUGGAGGUGUUGUGCUCCAGCAUGGCUGCUGUCGAGAAAUGGUACCAUCCAUGGUCCUUCCUUCGUAGUCCUGGAUGGGUACAGAUAAAGUGUGAGCUCAGGGUUCUGUCAAAGUUUGCCUUCAGUCUGUCCCAAGAUUGUGAGCUGCCUGUCAGGAAAGAGGAAACGGAGCAGAGACCGCUGAAGGAGGGGGUGCAGGACAUGUUGGUAAAACACCACCUGUUCAGCUGGGACAUUGACGGCUAGACACGCAUGGUGAAAAACGACUGAAUCCCACGCCCUGUGUACAUUUAAUUUUAUGUUUGUUGUGGCGCGGACUCAGCCACACAUUUGGCUCAUAGUCUGCUUCACUUUGGGACACCUUUAUGUUAGAAAAUUGGUCACUUACAAAUGAUUCAGAAAGGUUUGUAUGAAUAGCCGACUGUUUGUACACGCUGAUGUAUAUGUGCAUUUAAGAUGCAUACUAUCUGGUUUUUAUUUUUUUUAUCUUUUUUUUUAAGCUCAGUGUUUGAUUCUCCACUACAAUAUUCUAGUGCAGGAGUAAAACCAUCCUCUCUUCAUCUGUCAUUACACUUCAGUUUUCACGCUUGUGUGAUUUGUGCAGCAGUGAGAUGUAAAGCCUGUUAACUUGCACAUGACACACUUGACCUUUUGAUCUGGUCCUGAAUUUAACAAUGCCUUGUAAAUGAACAUACAUCCAAUGCAAAUAAGAACACUCCUAAACGUGGAGCUGUAAAGUUACAGGCGUCAUACCCAGAGAAUACUAAUGUUACACACACACGUGCACACACCACAUAAAGCCUUUAAAAGUUGUAAGACUGUAUAUGUGCUACCUUUUCAAAAGUGGUGGUAGUGCUCUGUAUCUGUAUGACAUGUAAAUGAUCAGAGCAGCACAUUUUGUGUCUAAAUAAAUGUUAUACAUAUGAUGUA